AUGCUCCCAUCACUGCAGCGAUAUUUACCCCGCCUAGGAAGAAGAUGGAAACCCCUUGACUUUUCCAACCCAAACUUUGUUCGAAAACCGGGAAGUGAAAAGAUCGAAGAGGAAUCCAUUCUAGAUUAUGUUGCUUCUCAAUUUUAUCCUACACGAAUAGGGGAGAUCAUUAAGGGCCGAUACCAAGUUGUCGUCGGCAAACUAGGAUUUGGAACGACCUCAACGGCGUGGCUUGCACGGGACAUAGAGUAA
Molecule: messenger RNA, 252 nt
Organism: Penicillium digitatum Pd1
Lineage: Eukaryota; Fungi; Ascomycota; Eurotiomycetes; Eurotiales; Aspergillaceae
Source: RefSeq, a predicted model, not a curated record